CGAGUGUGAUGAGAUCGAGUCGAAUCUGAGGGACGUUUUCAUAAUCAAACGAACAAAAGAUUUAGUAUAUAAACAUCUUCAACCGUUUAAAAAUGACUGAAAAGGCUGGAGACGAAAUGAUGGUCAAUGAUGUUCCAGGCUUCACGAGUGUAAACGAUUUUGCUCAGAAAGCCCUUGGCAAGCUAAAGGUAGCCACCAGAACUGCGAAUGAACUACCUUCUGCCGGUGAUGACUACGACUUCUACUCCAGUUAUGAAGGAUUCAGGCAGUUCUGCAAUUCGCAUGGAGACAAACUCCUGGAAAGUAUCCAGAGGUUAGCAGGACAGCAAGGAGCUGGUGGAAGUCAAGUUGGUCUCAGCAGAAUCUUAGAGCUUGAGGAUCGAGUAGACUCUCUUAUUGAGACCAAUGAUACACUUCUUGAAAGUGCGGGUGCGUUGUUGGAUGAAGCAGAAGGCAUCAGCAAGCCGGCCCAGACUUUCUCACCUGGCGUGUCUAAGCCGCAACUCAUUGUCACCAGCUGGAAUAAAAAGAAAUCAGAAGCCAAGGACCAGAAGUCUAGGAACUUCCGUUUGAUGCAUGCAAGGAACAUUGCCAGACCUCAGCUCAAGUUUAAAGACAAGGUUGAUAACUCCAACAGACAAUUUGUCCCUAUCAUCAAAAGCAAGCCCAAUGCAAUCAAACCACUUCAAGAAGUGUUUGAUACUUUGAAGAAGUCAUCUUUGACAGAAACCGAUUCAUCGACUCCUCCCAAACGGGACAGUGAAACCCAGACUGACGAGUACCCCCAUCCCUACCAGUAUGAGCUGGAUCACUUUGAACCCCACCCAUCUCAGCUGGAACUGGUAGACAACCCAAGUUAUGCCCCCAUGGAGGCCACGCCCUUCACUCUAGUAGACAGUGUCAAGAAGCUAAAGGAGCUGAGUCAGAGUCUUAAAAAUUCCAAAGAGAUCGCUGUUGAUUUAGAGCAUCAUUCUUACAGGUCUUAUCUCGGCUUCACGUGUCUGAUGCAAAUAUCUACAGCUGAUCAAGACUAUGUAGUGGACACUCUAGAGCUGCGGAGUGAUCUCCAGAUGCUGAAUGAUGCCUUUACUGAUCCAAAGAUUGUCAAGGUCUUCCAUGGGGCUAACAUGGACAUUGACUGGUUACAGAGAGAUCUAGGUCUGUACAUCGUCAACAUGUUUGACACUCAUCAGGCUUCGAGAUCACUAGGCUUCCCUCACCACAGUCUGGCUAGUCUACUCUCAAGGUACUGCCAGGUCGAGGCCGAUAAACAGUACCAAUUAGCAGACUGGAGAAUAAGGCCUAUUCCAGAAGAGAUGCUUCACUAUGCACGAGAAGACACACAUUACUUGCUGUACAUCUACCACAUGAUGAAGAAUGAACUGAUAAAACGAGGCAAUGAUCAGAAGAAUCUUCUCAGGGCUGUCAUUGACCAGAGCAAGAGAAUAUGUAUGCAGCGUUACAUCAAGCCAAUCUUCACAGACUCUUCACAUGUAAUAGCAUUCAACAAGAAUAGAAAGACCUUCAAUAAAAAACAGAUGCAUGCGUUCAAGAAAUUGUUUGGAUGGAGGGACAGCAUAGCCAGGCAGGAGGAUGAGAGCACAGGAUACGUUCUUCCAACACACAUGAUGUUCCAGAUAGCCGAGAUACUUCCAAAAGACCAAGGUGGAAUCCUAGCUUGUUGUAACCCAGUUCCUCCGUUGGUGAAGCAGAACAUCAAUGAGAUACAUCACUUCAUCUUAGAAGCUAGAGGUUUCCAGGCCAACAAGACAGGGAAGGUUAAAAAGGAGGAGGUGUUUGCUUCCAAAACCAAUACCUUCUCCGCCCCUCUGAUCGACCCCCUGGAGAGCCUGCUCUACUGCCCUCAUGACCAUAACAUGCACCAAGAAGGUCAAAGGUCAACCAAUGACCUCUCCGGAUCAUCAGCUACAAGUGCCUCAUCAUCCAGUCUUUUUGGUGGCGCCACGCCCACCCAGCCAAAGGUAUCGGUUGCCACGCCCAUCAUCACAAUCUUUGACACGCCCUCCAGUGACACUCAACAGCUGGAUGCAAAGAGGAGCGAAGCACAGAAGAAGGUGCAGCGGUUAAAGGCCUUGUUUGCCAAUCCAUUUGAAAUGUAUCUACCCUCCGAAAAGGUGAGGCAGAUUUCCAAAGAAUUUUUGGAUGCAGACAAGAUCACCAUGGAUGGCAAGACGUCUCAACCGAAGGAGAGCACAACCUUCCAGCCUCUGUCUGUCUGGAUAAUGAAGAAGGCCACACCCAAACCCGUCCCAGAGAAAGAGCUUCCAACCGAUCCCGGAACCUAUGAAACUCCCAUCGUCUUCAACCCAGAUGCUGCCAAGAAGAAGUUGAUGGAGGAGAAAAAGAAAGAGGAGGCAGAAGAUGAAACAGUCCCUGUUAGACAAAUGGUUGAUAAGUCUGCCAAGAAGCGGAAGCAUUCAUCCAAUCCCAGCGGAGAGACCCCAAGACCAAAGAAAGAUAGAAGGGGAGAGCACGCCGAGAGGAGAAGCAUGGGAGAUCAUCGUCAUGGUAACCAAGAUGGAAACGAGACGGAGGAGAGGGUCAUAGAGCCGUUUGAUUACAGCAAAGUAGAUUACAACAUGUUUCAAGAAUCCCAGCAUUCCAGAGGAAGAGGAAGAGGACACCGAGGUCAUGAUAGAGGUCAAAGAGGUCAUAGAGGUCAUUCAAAGGGUCAUCCCCGCCCAAAGGUUCACCAGGAUGGAGGUCGAAGCAUGACUUACACUAAACACCAUGGCAACCGAGGUGGUGGAAACAGAGGUCCGAGGGGUCACUGGCCAAGAAAUCAAAGGAGAUAGCUGCUUGACCAGUCAGUAGGGUCCCUCAAUCCGACAAAUAGAAACUGGACCAUGGGACCAGUGCAGCCUAUUAUGAUCAAGAAAAUAAAGGAGGUAGCCGUUUGACUGGUCAGGUUCCUAAAUCUGACCAUUUGAAACUGGACAUGAGACCAUGCAACCAGUCUGACUUCUCUUGGUCAAGAAAUCAGGGGUGUGAGAGUUACGAUAUUUAGCUGAUUUCAGAUUUUUUUGUUUUUAAUUUUCAGCCUAAUUUCAGCUUAUUUUGGCUUCCCCCUGUACAAAAUGUAUGGGAGCUCUUUCUAUUUCAGACUUUUUCAGCCCUCUUCAUCUUUUUUUUCAGAUCUUUUUAUUUGUGACCACUCACAGCCCUGAGAAAUGAAAGGAGAUACACACCGCAGCUUGAAGGGUCAGUAUUUGACCACUUGAAUAAAAGACAUAAGACCAUUGACCAGUGGUGCCUCUUUUGGUCAAGAAAUCUGUAGAGAUAAGACUUGGUAAUGUUUAUAACUUAGGCAUUUUGAUUAAGCUCCAGAGUUUUAGCAGGCAGAGUGAUAGUGAAUGCCUCCACCCAUUUAGGCGGUGCCAGAGACAUUAAUUUUUGUCAAAUUUCUGUUUCGACAUGUGUGCCAUCCACAGGCAAAUUCAAUUGCGGUGAUGUCAACAUGAACUAUAUAUGAAACAACCAUGGAUUCAUAUUCUUGAUUACUGCAUAAUUUAUAUCUUUCUUUGUUAAAAAUACUCCAUUUUUCAAACGAUUACUUACAGUCUGUACUCAUCUUUUGCAGAAAGGGUAGAAUACCUCUUCCCCUCACAAAACAAAGGUUUUAUUUUCUACUCCUAAGUCGGGAAACGGGGUAUUGCCUUGUGGUUGAUAGAGGGAAAACCAUGUAUGUUCUCAUAAAAAAGGAUGUGAUUUACUUUUCGAGUUACAGAGUUUCUAGCCCUUAGACUAAGAGUUAUUGAAUUAGUGUAACAUGGAUGAUCAAAGAUGACUGCCAAGAUAAUCUCAAAGUUUGGUUCACCAAUGACAAUAUUUCUUUCCACCAAUUGCAUGAAUGCUGGUCUAUUCCUCCCUCUUCUCUCAUUCAUUACUCUAUUUACACAACAAUAGUUGAAUGUUUUAUGCGUACAUAGAUGUUAUUGAAUUUCAUUUUUUUAUCCCAAAGAAUAUACCCAAGUUUUAUGUAUGAUAUCUUGGGUCUAUUGAAAUGUGUUCCACUUAUAAGUUUGUGAACAAUGCAUACAUCAGUACUAGUUCUUUGCAUGUUAUGGUCUUAAAAGAACUUUGACUUGACACAAGAAGGUCUGCUGCAUGUAUGUAGACUUUAAAUGUGGACCUUGCCAUAAAAUUUACAAGUGGUAGUGCCUUCAAUAGCUUGACUCUGUUAAUGCUUGAAAUACAUACUGUACAUUGCCCUUUUUUCUCACUCUACUGCACAUGUAUAUGACAGUGAUAUUUUCUUAGACAAUGAUUAUUUUAUUGGACUUUUUGAGUUGAAAUAUUAGACAUCUCAUGCUUUUACUUAUUCAAGACCUGACCAAAAUCAAUAUGUAUGUAUAACCUUUUCAUUUAACCAGGUCUUAGUAUCUUAUACAAAAAUUAUGUUGCUCCCAGAAAUUUUAUUGGCACUGUCCUCCCCCCCCCCCCCCGCCCUAGCUCAUCAUGUUUUACUCUUUUGAGUUCAUCAUCAUAAUGUUUGUGAAGUGUGUUGAUGCCUUUGGGCUUUUAACCAUAGUAGAAUAUUUUGGGUUUUCAAAUGACAAAGGUUUCAUUGUCACCAAUAUAUCACAUUUUGAUAGAAACUGAAUGAGAAUUGAAAGUUACCCACACUACAGUUAUUGGACUGGGAGUUCAAAACACACAAUAUGUCCAUGCUUGUUUGAACUGUAAUCCUCCAUUCAUAUAGGAAGUCUGAAACUUUGAAUAUCUGUAAAAUAGUAAUGAAACUAACAGAUGACAGGUAAAAGCUACACGUCGUUGAGAAUACUAGAAAACAAUUCAGUUAAUUUGACAUUUAAAAAAAAACUCCAACAGAGCUUUAAAAUUUGCUGAAUUAUUUUUUUUUUUUUUUUUAGUCUCCCUUUUUAAUGAUUCUCAUGCAUUUUCUCAUAAAGUUUAUGGAUGAAGCAAUUAUACAAACACAUGCUAAUUUUACACAA
This is a messenger RNA of Lytechinus variegatus (green sea urchin), 4976 nucleotides long. Its product is annotated as exosome component 10-like. NCBI's taxonomy places the organism in Eukaryota, Metazoa, Echinodermata, Echinoidea, Temnopleuroida, Toxopneustidae. The transcript is spliced from 21 exons. The coding region runs from base 93 to 2816 and encodes 907 amino acids. The record is from RefSeq and is a predicted model, not a curated record. Gene Ontology annotation, cellular component: nucleolus; nuclear exosome (RNase complex). Gene Ontology annotation, molecular function: 3'-5'-RNA exonuclease activity; nucleic acid binding; nucleotide binding. Gene Ontology annotation, biological process: histone mRNA catabolic process; nuclear polyadenylation-dependent snRNA catabolic process; nuclear polyadenylation-dependent rRNA catabolic process.